Vanessa atalanta (red admiral) is the source of this 1113-nucleotide messenger RNA. RefSeq names its product probable rRNA-processing protein EBP2 homolog. Lineage: Eukaryota; Metazoa; Arthropoda; Insecta; Lepidoptera; Nymphalidae. Bases 123 to 1067 code for a protein of 314 amino acids. Gene Ontology annotation, cellular component: nucleolus; nuclear periphery; preribosome, large subunit precursor. The transcript is spliced from 5 exons. The record is from RefSeq and is a predicted model, not a curated record. Gene Ontology annotation, biological process: rRNA processing; ribosomal large subunit biogenesis.
CAAAGCGCUCUUACUUAACCAUUAACCACUUCGCCUGUCAUUAGUUAUAGAGGUUAUGUUAUUUCAUGUGUUAUUGUGACAGAAUCUAAGGUUAUUAUAAUUAUUGCAAUAGAAUCAUAAAAAUGAGUGACUUUGUACUAAACGAUAGUGACUCUGAAGUGGACUCCGAUGAAGAGCUUCAAGAGGCUUUUGCCAAAGGCCUCCUUAAGCCGGGUCUCAAUGAGGAAAUUGAGAAAAUUGAAAAGAAAUUUAUGAAUAAUGUAGCAGAUUUAAAAGCGAAGUUAAAAGAAUUUGAAUUAAAACUACCAUGGGUGGAAACAUUGGAUUUAGUGACGACGGUAGCUCCUAUGGCACCCGACGUUGCUUUACAGAUGCAACAAACGGCACUUAGGAGAAAGAACAUAGCAGAAAAUACUAAAGGAAAACUAGCAUAUGAUCCAACUCAAGACCCUGUUUUGAAUGAAUUUAAAAGAGAGAAUCUUAUUCAUCGUCAAGCACAAGCUGCAGCAAUUGAUGGAAUCAAACGACUCAAAGAAUUAAAUAUACCAACAAAGAGACCCGAUGACUAUUUCGCUGAAAUGGCGAAAUCAGAUGAUCACAUGCAAAAGGUUCGCAAGAAUUUGAUGUCAAAACAGGCAGCCCAAGCUCGCACAGAAAAGGUGCGCCAGUUGAGAGAACAAAAGAAAAUUGGCAAGAGAGUUCAGAUUGACACAAAAUUAAAACAAAUAGCAGACAAAAAACAAAUGCUAGAGCAACUCAAGAGAGUCAGAAAAGGUAAAUCGUCAGAUUUGGACUUUUUAGAGGACAAUAAAAGUAAAAACAUGGGUAGAGGUAAUCCCAAAAAUAAUGUAAAUAAGAAGCGAGCAAUGAAAGAUAAAAAGUUUGGCUAUGGAGGCAAAAAGAAGGGAUCAAAACUAAAUACUAGAGAAUCUACAAAUCAAAUGGAAGGUUUCAACAGUUCAGCCAAGAAGAAACCUUUCAAUCCGAAAUCUAAAUCUUUUAAGCCCAAUAACAAAAAGAAGAAUCAAAGACCUGGAAAAUCUAAGAGGAAUAAUGCUAAACGAUAGUCCUAACAUUACCAUUUAAAAAUAAAUACAUAAUGAUUUUAUUCAG